AUGCUUGGUGCCCUGAUUAUCGUGGCCAGCAUCAUCAAGCUGAACGUGACUGUUAAGCUGUUUAGUGAGGCUCACGCCGACUAUACAUCCAAGUUCUUCCCCCAACUCGGUCUCGACGAUCGUUACUUCGUCAUCUGGACCAUGUUCAAGACGGGCGUGGGCGUCAUCUCUGCCUCACUGCCGCCGCUGCGCCGGCUCCUCACUGCAACUCUGCGCACUGUUGGACUUUCUCGCCGCUCCUGCGAGAACCCGGAUGGCAAGUCAGGUCGUAUAACCAUUAGUGGCGGCGGAAGUGGCAAGAAGUCGUACAAGAGCACCGGCAGGACCGAUAUCAGCACGCUCGUUGCCGCCACGAGUGACACUGAGAUGGCCCGGGGCCCUUUCAAGCAGAUUCACGAUGAUCACGACUACGAGCUCAGCCCUCCCCCAAAUCAGUGGCCAAGGGUGUAUUUCUCUGGAAUAGAUACUGCGGUUGUUGACCGGGAGCAUGCUACUAUCAAUGGGUAUAGUCUUCCUCUAGGCUCGGUCGGGGCGGUCCCGGCGCCGGUAGGGUAG
Molecule: messenger RNA, 555 nt
Organism: Diaporthe citri
Lineage: Eukaryota; Fungi; Ascomycota; Sordariomycetes; Diaporthales; Diaporthaceae
Exons: 3
Coding region: 1-555 (184 amino acids)
Source: RefSeq, a predicted model, not a curated record